ACGGUGAAGUGUUAGCUCUAAGCUAGAGAGAGCCAAUAUGUGUGCCAGCUGUAUUCGACAAACACAAACCUAGCUAUCCUAGCGGAGAUUCCAAGGGUGUUGGUGUGCCACAUUACGCAUAGAUUCGUGUUAUUUCUCACAUUGUGCUCUUCUACUUUAGCCUACUAUAGGUUUUCUCAAACAUGCAGUGAAAAUGUAUUUUGGGGAUUUAGUGGACUUUUUUAAACGUUUUUAAAAUCUACUAAAAUGUUUUUUGUUCCAAAUAAUUUGGUUUAGAUUGUUGUUUAAGUUACCAGUACUUCGAAUGAUACCAACUGUCAAUACCACAAAGUCGUCGAUCAUCGGAUUGGGCUGUUUAAUUGCAUUUUAUUUAGUUCAGUAAUCCCUGAUUAAUUACUAACUAGUACAUACUUUCCCCUUUAGAAACUUCUGGAUGGAGUAGGCUACAGAAUCCUAAGAAUUUUACAUUAUUGCAGCAUUUUCGUUGGCAUCACUAUGCAAGAAAAACAAUGACCAUAUUUCAAAUACAUGUUUAUAACGGAGCGCAGAACACGCCGAUUCCCGUUCUAAUGGGCGUGAACCAUAACCUGGCUGAACCCGGCUAGCGCGCCAUCACCUGUAGCCACGCAGUAAAAACAGCACGCCCAGUAGAAUGCGAUUACGCAACAUAGCGCUUCCAAAAUUCCAGUCGGCUUGUGUGACAUCACCUUGACAACGGUCGGACACCCUCCUUACUCCCAAGACCAGGUCGAAAGAGACAUGGUACGGAGCUGCCGGCAGACAACCCCUUCCAAGUCUAUGCCCUCCUAUCGGGUCCGUAGCAAGCGGGUACCAUACCAGGAAUAAAUACAAUCAAAUCGAGCUAUUCAAAGACGUAAUUCUGUGGGCCUAUAUGGAAGCUCCACCGCCUGUCUUGUAGGAAAACUUGAGAGGAACUCUACCUCUGCCUGGAACGCGACACCUAUUCCAGUCUGAGGUUUGUGUGACAUGUCUUCGUUUUGACCUCCUACUUUGAAAUCCGAAGGCAUGGCCCUUAAGAACAGGCCCCGGGUGGCAUCUGGUCAGAUCUUGGUCCACAUGCCUGUUCCCCUGGCUCUCUGCAGAACACUGUCCCCUGGUCGCACCUCAGACAGCAGAAAAGCUACCAACUCCUGCAGUGUCAGGAGGAGUAAAACCAGCCAGGGAGGAGGUGGAGGAGCAAGAGAGGGAAGGGAGUGGUGCCCUGGACCGUCCAGACGGGCGUGGCUGGACUUGCUCUCUCACACCUCCGUCAGUAGGCUGCAGGCCAAGUUCAAAUCUGACCACCAGGAGUUGAGAGCCAUCACCCAGUCCAUAUUAGACACAGAGAAUGGCUUUGUUAAGGACCUGGAGCAUUUCCUGCACCAGCAGGAAUGGGCGGAGCUUCGUAGGAGAGAGCUGCUUCACAGGCGGUGGACGGAGCGCGUGUGGAGCCCAGUCCAAAGGAGUGUGGAAAACCGAGUGUCCCAGCGCUGCGAUGAAGAGGUGCAGAUGUCGCCUCGUGGGAUGUUCCUGAGAUACAUAAACCACUGCAACACCAAGGAUUUUGUGUUUCUGGAGAACUAUAACCCUAAGGAGUACAACCCUUUCCUGCUGAACAUCAACAGACCUCAUUACUAUACGGUCACCACGCCCAUCUUGAGGGACCCACUGUCCCUCCAGUCAUGUGAAAGGAUGAAGGAGAAGGGGGCAAUCCUAUGCUGCCAGACAGGUUAUAACUACACACGCAGACAGGUAGAAGAGCACCUUAAACACCUACCUCACCUGGCCCCUCUCACUGACCCCUUGACCUCACACACCCACUUGAAGUCUGCUGACCUGCCCCUCCUCCCCCAACCCACUGACCUGAGCUCCACCCCCAGAGAUCCACUAGAGGUGGAGAUUGAACCUUUGAGGCCUGACAGGCAUGAGGUGACACCAGGUUACAGACCCACCUGACAGACUGCCUGCUGGUCCAAGCCGUAACAACACCAAAAUAAAGAUGCCUGCUUGUUGGUUCUAAAGGUUCUGGAUGAGACGGUGACUCCCCCUCUGGUUCUCAUUAAUAAAGAGGCUAUUUGGGA
Molecule: messenger RNA, 2081 nt
Organism: Esox lucius (northern pike)
Lineage: Eukaryota; Metazoa; Chordata; Actinopteri; Esociformes; Esocidae
Gene: fam228a
Product: family with sequence similarity 228 member A
Exons: 10
Coding region: 1027-1956 (309 amino acids)
Source: RefSeq, a predicted model, not a curated record